AUGAAUUCAGGCACUGUACAUACACCUCUCAGACCGGUUUCAUUACAAAACUUAAAUCCAGGUAAAUAUUGGACAAGUACAUCAAUUAGUGGAUGGGUAGAUUCAAUUUAUAAUCAGUCAGAGGUUUAUAUUAAAUAUGAAAGAGAGCUUAAAGAAGAAGAAUUAAAAGCACAAGCAGCAACAAACUCAGCUGGUGGUAGUAGUAAUGAACCAAUCGAUUUAGAUGGAAUGGAUAUAGCUAAUAAUAAUAAUAACAAUAACAAUAACAAUAAUAAUACUAAUAAUAACAACAAUAACAGCAACAAUAAUAACAGCAACAAUAACAACAGCAGCAGCAAUAGUAUGAAUAUGAAUAUCAAUAGUAUUAAUAUAAAUAGUAACAACAAUAUGCCAACUUCAUCCAAUACGAAAUAA
This is a messenger RNA of Dictyostelium discoideum AX4, 414 nucleotides long. RefSeq lists its product as hypothetical. The transcript has a single exon. The record is from RefSeq and is a predicted model, not a curated record. Bases 1 to 414 code for a protein of 137 amino acids. NCBI's taxonomy places the organism in Eukaryota, Evosea, Eumycetozoa, Dictyosteliales, Dictyosteliaceae.